Molecule: messenger RNA, 559 nt
Organism: Arabidopsis arenosa
Lineage: Eukaryota; Viridiplantae; Streptophyta; Magnoliopsida; Brassicales; Brassicaceae
Source: the annotation of a GenBank genome assembly
AUUUCACUGAUCUGUUGAACUUUUGCAUUUCAUACUUGAGAUGUUUUCCAGAAGUGUUUUUCUGAUUGUCCUGUUCGAUUUUAAACUAAACUGCUCAUCUCCAUGACAAGAAGAACCUAAUUUAGUUUCUGGGUUUUGUUGGGUUUAAAGCCGUUGAGAGUGUUGGACAAUGAAGAAAGGAUUGCACCCACAGAUGCAAUGGAUCUCUUAUGUAACACAGAGCGGUAGAUUGAUGCACGUGAUGAUGACAAGAAUCCACCAUGUUGGCAAAGUCUAUCACUUUGGAGCUAAGCGUCAAAUGGCUCAAAGCAUUGGUCAGAUUGCCAAGUUCAAGCGUAGGUUCAACGAGCAAGAGGCAGAAGCGGCUGAGGAGAAUAACAAUGAGACCCAGAACAAGUAGCUGCAAACAAACUCUUUUCUCUCUCCCUUACCUUUCCUCAAACACCAAUCUGAAAAAGGUUUAGAUUUUUCAUUUACUAUGAACCUUGCUUUGCUUCUCAAGAUUGAUUUUUACAGUUUUUGUGUCUCUCUGUUUCGUCAAUAAAAAAACUUAUCUUGA